Molecule: messenger RNA, 4634 nt
Organism: Eublepharis macularius
Lineage: Eukaryota; Metazoa; Chordata; Lepidosauria; Squamata; Eublepharidae
Gene: WNK4
Product: WNK lysine deficient protein kinase 4
Exons: 21
Coding region: 38-3805 (1255 amino acids)
Biological process (GO): renal sodium ion absorption; intracellular signal transduction; negative regulation of sodium ion transport
Cellular component (GO): cytoplasm; cytosol
Molecular function (GO): protein serine/threonine kinase activity; chloride channel inhibitor activity; ATP binding
Source: RefSeq, a predicted model, not a curated record
CUCUGCCGGCCUCACUCUGUCUCUGCCCGGCCGCCUGAUGCUCAUGCUGCAGUCGCCCGAGUCGGGUCCCGGCGCGCUCAUGGCCCAGCCCGAAGCGGUAAAUCUGGCCGGCUGCCUCCGGGACGAGGAGCCUGGCCAAGCUGCGCGCCCUCGAGGGCGCAGACUCUCCGGCCGCCGCGGGUCUGCCUACAAAAUCAGCCGCCGGAGCUCGGCCGAGAUGGGGCUGCGGGCUUUCGAGGGCGGCGUCCCGGCCGCAGCCCCGACGGCGACACUGCCCCCUGCGAGCGCCGCGCCGACUACGGGCUCGGCGGGAAGCGAGAGCCCUCCCGAGACUGUCCUCUCGCCCUCGCUGCUGUCUCCCGCCGAAAGUCGCCACAGUCGCGCCCACUGGGCUCAAGAGGAAAACGAGGAGGCCGAGACCCGCGCCGUGGCCACAUCCCCCGACGGCCGCUUCCUCAAGUUCGACAUAGAGAUCGGGCGCGGCUCCUUCAAGACCGUCUACAAGGGGCUGGACACCGAGACCACCGUCGAGGUGGCCUGGUGCGAGCUGCAGACACGGAAGCUGUCCAAGGCAGAGCGGCAGCGCUUCAGCGAGGAAGUGGAGAUGCUGAAAGGGCUCCAGCAUCCAAACAUCGUUCGCUUCUAUGACUCCUGGAAGUCCUCUGUCAAAGGGCAGGUCUGCAUUGUGCUGGUGACGGAGCUCAUGACUUCAGGCACUCUAAAAACGUACCUGAAGCGCUUCAAGGAGAUGAAGUUGAAGGUUCUUCAGCGCUGGAGCAGGCAGAUUGUGCGGGGACUGCAUUUCCUGCAUACACGCUCCCCUCCAAUCAUCCACCGUGACCUAAAAUGCGACAACGUCUUCAUCACAGGGCCUACUGGCUCUGUGAAAAUUGGGGACCUUGGCCUGGCCACACUCAAGCGUGCAUCAUUUGCCAAGAGUGUUAUAGGGACCCCAGAAUUUAUGGCACCAGAGAUGUACGAGGAGAAGUAUGAUGAAGCAGUGGAUGUUUACGCUUUCGGCAUGUGCAUGUUGGAGAUGGCAACAUCCGAAUAUCCUUACUCAGAAUGCCAGAAUGCAGCUCAGAUCUAUCGCAAGGUCACCUCGGGCAUGAAGCCUAACAGUUUCUACAAGGUGAAGGUGCCUGAGCUGAAGGAGAUCAUUGAGGGCUGCAUCCGGAUGAACAAGAAAGAGAGAUAUACCAUCCAGGACCUUCUGGAUCACUCCUUCUUCCAGGAGGACACAGGUGUCCAUGUGGAACUGGCUGAAGAGGACGAUGGGGUGAAGUCCAACCUGAAGCUUUGGCUGCGGAUGGAUGACUCCAAAAAUCUACAUGGGAAGUAUAAGGACAACAAUGCCCUGGAAUUCCAUUUCGAGCUUUACAAGGAUGUGGCUGAGGAAGUUGCCCAGGAAAUGGUGAUGCUGGGCUUUGUGUGCGAGGCAGACUACAAACUCGUGGCCAGAGCAGUGCGUGAGAGGGUACUUGCCAUCAAGCGCCAACGUGAGAAGGCCAAGCGGGCUCAGGAGGAGCAGAAGAGGCAGGAGAAGGGGUCCACACCCCCUCCAGAUAUCCUGCAACUGCUGGAGCUGGGCUCUCCCCCACCUCUCAUCCCAGCCCAGGCCUCCAAACCUGCCAUGCCUGGAUCCCGAGACUCAGCGCUUGGCCCAACUUUCCCCCUGGAGCCAGAAGAACCUGAGGUUGACCAGCACCAGCCCUUCUUGUACCAGCAUGGUUAUUCCUCUGCCACGUCUGACUGUGAGACCGAUGGCUACCUGAGUUCCUCCGGAUUUGUGGACAUGGCUGAAGCACCCCAGAGUCUCCCCAGCCCAGCAGCUGCCCCUGAGUGCUCCUUCUCUUCGAGCAUUGCUGUGAGCCCGCACCCUGUCUCCACCAGCGACUUCUCACCCAUGGACAGUUACACAUCAGAUGUGGCAUCUGGCUUGAGUGAUGGCUAUGAGGGCCUGUCUGCUGGAGAGUGCAGAGUGAAGCCCUUGGUCAAGCGAGGGUCUGGAAGGUUACUGAGACGGCGUGCCCGAUCUCGCUUGCGAAUCACAAACAUCUCAGACCAGAAUGAUCGGGUGGUAGAGUGCCAACUGCAAACUUACAAUAACAAGAUGGUCACCUUUAAGUUUGACCUGGAUGGGGACAGCGCAGAGGAGAUUGCAGCUGUCAUGGUAGCCAAGGAGUUCAUCCUAAAAUCUGAACAAGGUGGAUUCAUCCAGCGAAUCCAUGAUAUUGUCCAGCGUGUGGAAACUCUCCUGCGCAAAGAUGGGAGGAACAAAGACCAAGAGGUUGUGGGCAGCCCUGAGGUGCAGGGCCUGUCCUCUCCCUUAGCUGCUGAUGGAUUCUCAGGUCAGCUGCAAAGCCUUUCACGAUCCAUCUCCUCAUCCUCAUCUCUGAGUGAUCUGGGCUGCUCCAGCCCUGGCCAGUCCAUUUCGUCCCCACUUGGGAAUGAGCUCUUCAGUCCCACGGACCCACCAGCAGGCGCCCAGGCCUUUGGGAUUCCUCUGCCGUCAACGCCACUCAAAGGUGUCCCCAGUCUGGCUGCACAGACCUGCUCCUCUUAUCCCAGGGUGCCAGUGACUCCUCCCUACGUGCUUCCAGUGCCCCAACCAAUCCCCCCGCCGAGUCCUCUCCUUCCUCCCUUGACCCUCGCUCCCCCCACUGUUCCAUCCGUUGACACUACUGGGCAUGUGCCCCCCCUGCCCCUCUGGACCUCCUCCCCUUCCCCUCUAUUCUCUCUGGCCAACGUCUUCUCCCUGGCCAUGAUGAGCAUGGCCCAGACGCUUCUGCCAGCUGUCUCCGGAGUCCCUACUCAGACGGGCCCUCUCUACACCUCCCCUGUGCCACAGUCCCCGGGGAUCUGCCCACCUAGCUCAACUGCUGCCCAAUUUAUCUACCCAGAGAUGGUGCCUCCUGCUAAACCUGCCCAGCUGGUCAACGGGCUGUUUGGGUCAUGGGCAUCUCCAGGCUGUCCACUGCCCUCAAACGGCUCUGCCCCGGGGAGUCCUGGCAACAGCCUGCAGGCACCUUCUUCCACCGGUUCCCGUCCUGGGUCACACGUGGUUGCAUCAGAUUCUCCUGACCCUGCCUGUCAUGCUGCCCGGCUCUCCCCCAUCAAUGAAGAGCCCAAGCCACAGAUCCUGGGCCGCUUCCAAGUGACGCCAACGCGAGAUGUGCCCCCGGAGAGCCCCCCCAAGGUCAAUGGGCCCAACUCAUCUGGUGCCUCAGAGUCGGAUAGCGAGUCUCCAGGAGGAACACCGGUCCAGGAAGCAGAGGAGGGCACCACACCGGUGGCAGAAGGAGAAGGGGAAGUGGAGGUUCAUUCCGGUCCCCAUCUCUGGGUGAACUACUUGCACAGCAUCUCCUAUCCAAGCAGCGACGACACGGACAGCGCAGAGGAUGACGACGUCUGGGAGGAGUUGCAGCUCUUGCGCCAGAAGCACCUCUCUGAAGUACAAAUGCUCCAGGCCCGGCAGAAGCAAGAGAUUGAAGAACUCUACGCCCGCCAGGGCAAGGUGCCGCCUGCUGGCAUCGUGUCCCCUGCUGCCAUACUCUCCAACCGCCAGCGCCGUCUCUCCAAGGGCAGCUUCAGCUCCUUCCCACGGCGCAACAGUCUGCAGCGCCUGGAUGUGGGGCAGCCCCAAGGGAUCAUGAGGAGGAAUUCUGUCAAUGGAGGGAGCAGCAGUCUGUCCCCGGAGCAGAGACAAAGCAAAGGGGUGACCUUUGCUAGCGACGUGGGGCGCAUGAUCAUUGGCUGCCCAGAUGUGGUAGGACCCCUGCUUUGGAUUCAGAUGUUUGCCUAGAACCUGUUCAGAUAGUAGCCGUCCUGUCUGAAGACUCUUCUGUAGACUACCUCAGCCUGCUGCCCACUGCCCAAUGAUAGGAGCAGGUAGCCAAGGACUCUGCUACUGAGCAAAGCCCUCCGCAGUGGAAGAUUGACGCAGCAGCUGCCUUUUGCCGAUCACCAACACCACCCUGCCAGAGCAGUGGAAGGAAAAGAGCCUGGAAGUGGCAGAACAGCCUGGGGGAAAUCUGCCUACCUGGAGCGAGCAGUGAAGGAGCAGCUUCCCACUUUGGGCUACGCAAAGAGACAGUCCUUUUGUUUGGGGACUCCUUGCGUGCAGAAAGCCAGGGGGGUGUGCGGGGGUGUGUGUGCGCACACGUGCCUUCAGUGCCUACUGUCACUGAAAGAGGAUGCCCUGCUCCUGAGAUCAGAGGUCUUUGUGCUGUGGAGCGCCUCCUCCUGUUCCCAGCCAGAUUAAAGCCAUUUGUCUCAGGUCCCUGCAAAGAAGUUGGUGGGGUGGGGAGCUGUGCAGGUAUUUUGCUUGGCUUAGUUCCCAAAGCUCUCCAAAAUCUUUCAGUGGCUGCCUUUAGGGGGAAUCCUUCAGAAUGUUAAAGGGAUAGAGGCCCCUUCUAGCAUCCCUUAGUCCCCAUGUUGCCUUAGCUACCAAGUUGCCACUCCUGACAGCACUGGCACCUCCUUUUUUUGCACUCUUUCACCCUCCUGGGGUGGUGAUGGGAGCUGCCCUCAUAGGUGUGGGGAGGGCUCUACUUUUACCCAGAUGGGAAUCUGCACUUUGGAAACAAGCCCCGCUGCUUUCACCCGUGUAUGUUUUUAAAAUAAAUAGAGGA